Messenger RNA from Vespa velutina, 5194 nucleotides. RefSeq lists its product as uncharacterized. The coding region runs from base 2338 to 4899 and encodes 853 amino acids. The transcript has 5 exons. NCBI's taxonomy places the organism in Eukaryota, Metazoa, Arthropoda, Insecta, Hymenoptera, Vespidae. The record is from RefSeq and is a predicted model, not a curated record.
UACACUCCAUCUCUUUUCCUUUUUUUUCUAUCUUUCUCUUUUACGUUACUACUCUUGUUAAAUAUAUGUAAAAGGCCCUCCUGAAAGUGCACGCUACGUUCACGUUCACGUUUAACGUUCAGGCUCACGUUCACGCUCGUUCGUCGUUCGUUCGUAUUCGUGCUCGCGCGCACACAGAAUAGAGGAGAGGAAAGAAGAGGAGAGGAGAGAAGAGGAGCACAGGCGAAUGUGUCUUCUCUCUGUCUCUCUCACUCUCUUUCUUUUUCUCUCUCUCUCUCUCUCUCUCUCUCUCGCUCUCUCGUCGACUCUCUUUCUCUUCACGGGACUCCAACUGGAGUGAUCAAUCGCAAGUAUAGAAAGAGAAGGAGGAGAAAGGAGGAGGAGGAGGUGGUGAUGGCGAAGGAGGAGCAGGAGGAAGAGGAGAAAAAGAAGAAGAAGAAGAAGAAGAAGAAACAUCAAGGGGAGGAGUUGAUUUUUCCGGCUACUCACCCUGUGUCCAGAUUCUUCGAGUCGUUGCCUCUUCGAGUGUGGUCCGUCCCCGUUGAACGCCAUCGUUUAGCCACCGGGCUCGAGGCCGAGAAAAAGAUUUUUCAGAACGGAACGCACGGUGUUAUGACGACACGAGCGCGUAUACCGCGCGACUCUAUAUUCUCUCUCUUUCUGUCUAUCACUACCUCUACCUCUCUAUCUCUCUUUAACUAUCACUCCCUCUCUCUUUCUCUUUCUCUCUCUUACAAUCUGUUUUUCCUCUCAAAGUAUAUCUCUCCUUUGCAGUGUGUGGCGCGAGUGACACGGAUGGAUAUGGACGGGCGGGCAGGGUUGUAGUAGGGAGAAAGGAAGGAGAGAAAAUAAUUGGUAUAGGAGGACGCGACACGACACGACACGACACAACGCGGCGGCAACGGCGGCAAUGACGGCGACAGCGGUAAAGACGGCGACGGUGACGGUGACGGUGACGACGACGACGACGACGGCGGUGGCGACGGUGGCGGUGAUGGUGGUGGCAACGAUGGCAAAGGCGGCGGCGACGGCUGCGGCGACGACGACGACGACGACGACGGCGGCGGCGGCGACGGCGACGGCGACGACGACGACGAGGACGAAGACGCGCGCGAACGUUACGAGAUGAGAGAAAGAGACGAACGUCCGAGUACGGCUUACGGGAAACUGGGGUUCUUGGGAUUGGGAUUCGGCCUUACCGAUAUGCGCGGAACGUCAGUCAACCAGAGUCUCUCUUUCUCUCUCUCUCUCUCUCUCUCUUUCUCUCUCUUCCCCUCCCUUGUCUCCUUUCCUCAUACGCGCACCAUCUAUCCUUCUCACUCCUUCUUUCUCUUUCUAUCUAUCUAUCUUUCUCUCUUGGCCAAACUACCGACACGCUGCAGCGCGAUCUAUCGGGAACGCGCCAUCAAUAAUCAUGGCUACGAUUCUUUCCAUCACGAGACUCGAUAGAGCGCGCAUCGUGUAUUCUCCGAAUUAUCAACUCCUUAUUGGUCCGACGAUUCUUUCUUCGACCAAUCAAAGUCUCUCUCUCUCUCUACCACUUCCCCUCUUUCUCAAAUCAUUUUAUAAUAUACUUGGUGUAAACUUAUUUCAAAGGAAUAUUCUUAUAUCGAACGAAAUAAAAUGAAAAAAUAAUAUUUGAUACGAUAAGAUAUAUAUAUAUAUAUAUGGAUGUGGAUACAUAGGAAUAAUCGAAUAGUAGACGUUUCUGGAAAUUAAACGAUUUUAUAUAAUACGAUGAUCUGAUUCGCGAAGGAAUACAAGAUUCUCUCAUUUGAUUCGUCGACGAAUCGAACAGUACCAUCAAGUGCUACGGUGAUUAUUGAUUGGUCGAAUCUGUACAACAAAUUUUUACAAUUCAUAUUUUUUUUUCGUUUAUAUUUCCUAUUAAGAAUUUUUAUCAAUGUUCAUAAUAACGUAAGCAUACAAAAUAAGAAAAUUAAUUAAUCGUAAUAUUUGACGUUUAUUUUAUCGCAGAAAUGUAUCUUUUACUUUGUACCAUUCUAUAUGUACGAUUAAGACGAACCAAUCAGUGAUCGUACUAUUUUAAAGAGCACAAGUUUAUCAAACGCGUUCCAGAGAGCGGGUCACCUGCAUGUUAUUACUACAUACAAAAUUAUUUGUAUAUGUAAAUCUGGAUAAUAGAUAUUGUAUUUGUAUAUUUGUAUGUAAGUAUUGAAUUUAGUCGUGUCUCUCGUACGUUUUUCUUAAUGUUCUUAGAAGGAAGACGCAAAACAAGAUGAUUAAGAUUUUUAUUUAAUCCGAUAAAUGAGAUAAUGAAAUAGUAAAUAUAUAUAUAUAUAUAUAUAUAUAAACGCGAUAAUAAUAUAUUAGAAAAUGGGAAAGUUAGGAAAGGAUAUCGCAUUGUUAAAUCGUAAUAAUAAAAAAAAAAUUGGUGAUUACAAGAAACAAGAGAUAAAGCCUAAGAGAAAGAAACGCAAGAAGGAUCUUGAAAAAUUGCAUCGAAAUGCUUUGGAAGCGUCAAAAGAUUCGUUAAUCGGGAUUUACAGAAACGGAGCAAAGGGCAAAGAAGUAAGAAAAGGAAAAUUAACUUCGAAUAAAUUUUAUAAAGCACGAGUACAAGGAGAGAUAGCGAAAUUUUUAGAUCAAGACUCAUCAGAAAAAUCCGAAGAUGUACUCGAACUUUCACCUAAUACCGUACGAGUCAAUUGUAAUAAAAAAGAGAGACUAUUCGAAAGGAUUGUCUCGUCGGACGAAGAAAUACAUUGUCAAAAAAGAAUUUCAAAGGGUCAGUUGAUAGAAAAUUCGAGAAAGUUUUCAUGGUCCGCGAUGUAUCGUUACGAAGAAUUAUGUGCGAUUAUUUGUUCGGAAAAUUUUGACGAUCAGAAUACAACGAUUCUUCCAGAUUUGCCAGAUCCAAUUCUAAAAGUUAAAGAAAAUCUUAAACAUAUGCACGCGGACGCUAUGAGACAACAUUUUUCACGACCGGAUGUUAAUAUUAACGAUUAUUUCAAUGAUUUAAAAAAUGAAAAUACAUUUAAAUCCUCAAUAAACGGAAACGAUAAUAAAAAUGUAUUAAAUAUACAAUCAGAAUCUUAUAUAUCUUCCGAUCAUUCGGAAUCAUUAACGGCCGACAUUGUUGAAGAUUCGCAUUUCGAAAUUUCGCCAAAAUUUCAUCGUGAAGUCGAUAAUAAAACGCAACUAAAUAAUAUUCUAUUUUCUGUACCGAAGAAAGUGUCUAAAGACGUUAAGAAGAUGAACGUUGAUCGUUCAUCUAAAUUCCAUUUACCAUCUGAACUGUUUGAUCGACCUAUUUCUACGAUCACUUCUUCGACGGACGAUGAAAAUAAAAAAGAAAUUAAUUGUCAAAGAUGCGCGAUACGUAAUCUAAACAAUGUCAAACGUAAUGUAAAGUUUGAAGAUGAUGAUGAAUUUCUAAUUAAAAAUAAUCAAAAAUAUCAAAUAUAUCAACAUAGAGAAAGUAACGAUAGAAAAGAUAUACCAGAGUAUAAAGAAGAUAAUAAUUGUCCAUUUAUCAGGAAAUCUCCUAAAGCAAAUAUACCGGUAGGUAAUUAUUGUAUAGAGAGACAAAAAUUCAUUGAAGAUUUUGUAAAAGAUCGUAGAAGAAGACAUAGGAUACGGGAAUCUAACAAUAUACAUGAGGGAGAUAUAUGUACGAAUCUAAAUGAUCGUACGAUGGUAUGGAAAGCCACUAAAAAUUUGAAACACGUACCAGCAAUUCUUCGAAGAUCCGUUUGUGAUCCGACAAAUAUAACCGACCUUACUCAUCUUUUGAAUGGUAAAUGUAGCGACGCAUAUUUUAAAGAACCAUCAAAAAGAAAUCUCGACUCUAAUCUCAAUAUUUGUUCAUCGUUAUCUUCGAACGAUAAUUCAAUAAUUAAAACUCAAUUUGUUAAAUCAAAUAAAUGUCUUGAAAAUCGACGUCAUACAAUGCCAUUAAAGGAACAAUCUUCAUCUACGGAUCAGACAGUAGACUUUUGUAUACCCAUUGAAAUGAAUAUUAAAAAAAAUAAGAACAAAGUGAACCUAAAUAAAGAUCCGAAAAAAUCUCGCAAAACACAUAAAUCCGUGACAUUUUCAAAAGGUAUAUUACUUAAUGGCGAUGCAUCAAUGCAAUCGCAUUAUUCUCAAGAUCACGAUAAAACGCAACCUACGGGUGUUCAUCGAACAACGGACAUCAAUCAUUCUAAACAUUGUCAAAUUUUAAGACAGGAAAUACAGAAUGAUAAUCAAUCUUUAUUACUGAAGUCGACGAAACCUGAUCGGAUAUAUCAACCCGAAGUGACAUUUAUAAAUCCGUCACAAUGCGACAAAUAUAUUACGACACAAAAUUGUCAAGAUAACAAUGAGAGUAAACCCAUUUAUUUUCAAAUUAUAAAUCAAUCGAUGAAAUCUUCUACUGAACAAAAAUUAUUUAAUCAAGAUUUAAUAACAAAAUCUAAUAAUUUGACCGCGUAUGAACAAACGCUAUCUGGUCAAUCUAUGAUACAGCAAUCUGAUGUUCCUAUUACGUCGCAAAAUGUACAAUUUAUGUUCCGUGAAAAUGAUCCACAUAUAUAUGCAUUUAGUGAGCUACAGAAUCUUAAAUUAUUAACAUUGAACGACUCACAAAACACAUAUGUCAGUUCCUUAAAUUCUGUACACGAACAAAAACGAGCUAAUGAGUGCGCAAUAAUUUCAAACACUGACCAACCAACGAAAUAUUUGGCCAUUGAAAAAGAUCUAAACACACAGAGAAUCCCUAUUUAUUUUCAUAAUAACGAUAAAUCUAUUAAUCAACAAUAUAUGCCUUGCAAAGUAAUUACGGCUGUAGAGAAGCAAAAUAAUGAUAAACUCUUCUUUCACGAGCCUACCUCGCAAGUUAUACUUUUACAAGGAAAUCAUAUAAAUGAUAGAAAUCGUCAAUUCGUUGAUUAAAAUAAUAAACAUCUUAUCGAAAAUAUCGGGAGAUUAUUUAAAAGAUUAGUAAUGUAUAUAUUGAAAUAUUUCGAAUCUCGAUAAAUAUUAUUAAUUUUGUUCAAAAAAAAAAAAAAAAAAAAAUCUCUAAAAUGCAAAAAAGAAAAAAAUUUGGUUUAUAUUGUAAGAUGAGAUUAUUAUUCAAUAGAAAAAGAAAAAGAAAAAAAAAAAAAAAGAAAAAGAAAAAACAAAAAUGUAUUUAAAAAUAUUUCGAUUGCAUGAGGCACAUAUAUGAAAUUAUCAAUUAUUACUAUUA